Molecule: messenger RNA, 6362 nt
Organism: Rhopilema esculentum
Lineage: Eukaryota; Metazoa; Cnidaria; Scyphozoa; Rhizostomeae; Rhizostomatidae
Cellular component (GO): U12-type spliceosomal complex; cytosol; nucleoplasm
Source: RefSeq, a predicted model, not a curated record
UUCUUCCGUAAAUUCACGAAUUUACGGAAAGACAAACAAUUCCGACCCACUGUUCCGACCUAACACCUCUAACCCGAGCUCGAAUACGAGGCAAACCAAAAUGGCGUGUCAAGGCAGUUGAAAUAAUUCAGUCCUGGCCAACAUGGAUAUUCAGAGACCGGAGAGAAUAGAAUUCAUUAAAAACCUUUCAGAACUGAUAGAAAACUCAACUGCUCGUGUUGAUACGCUUUUACAAGGAUUAGGAUGGUCUAAAGAAAGAAUUAUUGACGAAAGAAAGGAUGCUGAUAACCUAUUAGAAUGUCCUUUUGACAAGGAUCAUCGUGUUGGUGCGAUGGGGUUUGAUGACCAUACAAGAAUAUGUCAGCUUCAGAAUUCUGGUUUUAGCAACAUGGAAAUCAAGGAUCUGCCUGACAGCUCAGGAUUUUUUUACCAAUCACCAUUCUCUUCUGUUAAUCAAGUUUACAUUGGAAGUGAGCAGUUAGAAAGCAUUGGAUUAUGCUUGAAGAGAAAUCAUGUUGAUGUGAAUGACAAAAUUGAAAAAGAAAAGGUUUUAGCAAUCAGAGAAAAUGAUUCUGCCACAGAGGCUUACACAGAGAAAAGACAAGCACCAAGGACACAGACGUCUUCAAACGCAGAAUUCUGUCUUCCGGCAAGUUACUUAGAGACAAUGCUGAAUGCAGAAGACAGGCUGAAGCUUUACGAAUAUGUCGUAGCGACUGGUAAAUCAGAAAUGAAGCGGAAAUCUGUAAACUUUGAUGAACUUGAAAAAGAUGCGUUGGAACAACAGAAAAUUUUGGAAAUGCAAGAAAAAUUGGAAGAGGAUCGGCCUAAAAGCAAAGUGGAAGCGUUGGCUGAACUGCGGGAUUAUAAACGCCGAAGGCAAUCGUACCGGGCGAAGAAUCCGGCCCUAGCUAAGACAUCAGCCACCAUGGUCAUUCGCGAGCUAAUCGAGCAGCAGAUGAAGUAUUUGGAGUUCUUCUCUGGUGGCAAGUCAAAGGCUAGUGGAUCCGAGCAAGGUGAGAUGCAUUCUGAUACAUUAAGUGAAAUUAAUGUCGAUGCGAAAGACCCCAUGGAGCGAUUUGAUGAGGCUGAUGGUGAGUCAUUCGAUACAAACCGCGCAGACAGAUACGAAAGGGAGUAUGGCUACAAGAAAGGAUAUGGUCGAGAACGAAGCGACAUGGACAGAGAUAGAAGAAACAGGGAUUGGAGAUACAAGCAUAGGAGUCCUGAAAGGUAUAGUUAUGGUCGCGAGGGAGGAGAUUCAAGGCAGGCAGACCGCUGGGGAGGUAGAGAUAGCGAUAGAGCCGGGGACAAACUAAGGGACAGAGAUAGGGAUAGGGGUUGGGAUAGGGAUAGAGAGAAAGAUAAGAAUAGGGGUUGGGAUAGGGAUAGAGAGAGGGACAGGGAUAGGGAGAGGAUCAGAGGUGAAGACCACUGGAAAACAAGGGAUAGGGACAGACGGCUUGUAGAUGUAGAAGGAGUCAAAGCUGAAACAGGUGAGCUGCAGGAAUUUUCAAAGGAUAUGAAUGGAAAGGUUGGUGAGGAGUACAUGGUAAACAGUAAGGAAGAUCAAGUUGAAAUGGAAAGAUUGGAGAAAACAGAUAACGAUGUUGUUGAAGGCGAAAGAAGAAGGAGGAAAAGCAGAAGAAGAAGUACAAGUAGGAGUAGAAGUGGAAGCAGGGAAAGACACAAACACAAGAAGCGAAAGGAUAAGCAUAAAAAGAGAAAGCAUAAACGGAGGGAGAGAAGCGAUGAGGGUGAAUGUAGUGCUGAUUCAUGUGAAGAAUGGGUUGAAAAGGGCUAAACCUUAACACUGUGAAUAUUUAAAUGGAUAGGUUUGAUGAAGAUCUCUUUCGAUGAAGAAGAAUAUGCCGUUUCAUGAUGAAGAAGGUUUGUGUGUUUCCAGUCAGUAAAGAUUCUUGACUAAAUAAAAACUCCAUCAGGUUGAGUUGGACCAUGUGGGCUUGAAUAUAGACAUAAUGGAAAUACAACAAGAAGAUGCUGCCGUUUAAUCAAACGUAUGCAGUAGCAGAUGUCUAUACCAAGCAUAGUCAUUUCAAAUCUCGAAUUUGAAAACAUCGGUUAAGGUUAGACCUUUAUUUGUUGGUCAUAUCUUGUUAUACCUAGAAUGAUUGAUACCUGUGAACCAAUUUCGAAUGCUAAUUUCAGGACCACCAUCGUGACAUCUGCAACAUCACUGCCAUGACAAUAAACAUACCCAGCCCAUUUGACCAUUAAACGAUUGCCUAAAGCUAAAGCCCACUUUCACGCAUUAAUUAUGAUACCACAAUAACUGUAAUAUCAUCUUAAUUAAUUAUGAUACCAUCUUAGUCUUUUUUAGAAUCUGUAACCUUCUCAAUAAGGUCUAGCGCUCUCAAUUGCCAUAAGUUCGUCAGCUUUUUGUAUUUUCAGCCUGAAUGAAAUUUUCCCCUGUUAAAAAUGUUGGCUGGCUUAAGCACAGUAAAUAGAAAAACGCUGAUCUAAUUAAUUUAACGGAAAUUUUCAAGAUUUUUUAAGCAACAAUCAUUUUUUGUGCCCAAUGGAAAAUAAAGAAUUUCGUGCCUUUGGUUAAACUUCUACUUUCUUCAGAAGCUCACAAAAUUUGGUCACAGUGGUGAAAAACCUCGUCUCGCUAUCCUUAUGGCUUAUUUCAACUAGUAAGACUAUUUUCAUAUUUAAAAUUUUUCUUAUGUUAAGAAAGCUUCGCAGUCUACUUUUUUAAAAUCCAAAACUUCAGAAAAGAACAUCGACAGUCCUUUUUGUAAGAAUUCAAUUUUUGCAAAACUGCUACAAAAAUUCCGAAAUAUUAUUUCCUCUUCACUUUUGUUAUUAAUUACUUCUUUCAAAGAAAGUUGCCUUGUUCAACACUUUAACCGAAUUUAAAUUAGAAAAUAAAGAGCCGUUGUUUUUCAUUCGCAGCUGAAUCACACUUUUUGCAGCUGAUCAAGCGUGUAACCCUUUCAGUGUUCUGAUUUUGAUUAAACCUUGCCUUCAUUAAACCUGGCCCCUCAUCAUUAGAACUAUCAUCCCGGUUUGACUUCAUCCAGGGAUGAAAGAAAUUUUUUGUCUUCGGUGUAAUCUUUCAUAUUAGAGAAUCUUGUGCAGCUCUAGAAUUGAGAUAUGGUAGAGUUGUGAUUUGUCUCGUGUCAAAAUUAUAAUGUGAAAAAGAGCCAAAAGUUUAACACAAAUAAAAUUUCCAUCGGCAUUGACGUUUGUCAUGUAAAAGAUCUGUAAGUCACAAUUUGCCAAGGUGAAAUACAAUGGCAUGAUUUUACAAUCGAAUUAUGGAUAUUUAUUUUGAAAUUUUUUCUGUGAUCUUAAAGAAUACAAUAAAACAGUCAUGAAUAUAAAAAAAAGUCGAAUGUAACAAUGUUUUGGCUGAGAUACAGUCUCAGUCUAAUUUAAUCCAUCAGUUUACUGUAAAGUCUUGGCGAAAUCACAACUGCAGGUCCUUUGAUAGCCAUGUUUGAAAAAAUUCGCAGAUUUUUAGGUACUCUUGUGUUCUUUCAGAUAUCGUGGUCCAGAUUCAUCGAUUCUGAAAAGAUAUGUUAUGACGUUAUGACUUUAAUUUCAGCAAUGUGCAAUGCGUGGAUGAAUAUUAUGCGGUGAAGCAAACGAAUGUAGCCUCGCUGUUGUCUUUGCUUUUGUUAUCAGGGGAAGCCGCCGAAUUAAAAAAAUAAUUACUUUUUCAAUUGCAGAGUACAAUUUCAUUUCCACUGUGCGAUUUCUCAAUUUUCUGCGCCAUGCAUUUAGCUGGUAUGGGCGAAAUCAGAAGGUAUAAUGUCAACAAACAGUAUCUUUGUGCUGAUUUAUUCACAAUAAGCAAUUCGGUAAAAGCGCUAACUUUACUUUUCAAAAGCCAGUGUAAUACGUCGGUCAUUUGCCGAAUCUAUUAUAAAUCAUUCCACCAAAAGACCAACAGUGGAGCGGCACUGUUUCAACACAUAUAUGAAAUACUUUAUACUAACUGUGCAAAAAAGAAGACUACACAGAGACACAAUGUGUUCAUAAAAAAUGAAUAAACGGAGGAGCUCUCUUACGUUUACUAUGGGGAAGGCUUCCCUCCAUUUCUUAAACCCUUAAUGUAUUGUGCAUUUGAAGGAACAUUUGAACGAGAAUCUAUAAUUACCAAGGGCAGAUCAUUCCUCAAAGUUUUUUUUUUAUAAUUUAAAAUUUUAAACUACAACAAAGCUACUCAAAUACAUGUCACUCACAAUAGGGAAGGGCACAAGGUCAUCUAGUCUCCAUUAUGAGUGACAUUUACAAUUUUCAAUUACAUCUAAAUAUAAACACAAUAAAGGGAGAGAGGUAAAAGAAACUUUACGUUUAAGGCCAUGUUAAAGACUAACUAUUUUUUUUAUUCAAGUACAAGUCACCAUGACCAGUCUGCAUAGACAAGCAUCGAAAGUAAAAAGGACAAGUAUUGAAGUAAAAGAAAUUGAGAGCAUUUUCACAUAUUCAUACACAAGAGUCGGUAGGAAUAUGUUCACAGUCAUAAAAAGGCGUUAAGACUUAGCACGCCAUAUGACAUUAACACACAGCUGAAUAUUACUAAGAUGUUUAAAUAUACAGCCCGUUAAACAUAAGCAAGUAGUGUUGUAGGAGCCCGAAGGCAAAACUUGCCAUCGUUGUGGGAGCUAUUUGAAUGUUCAGUCUUUUGUCUGUUCGUUGGAACUAUGGCCUACAAUCUUGGGAAUUUUGUCGAUAAUACACCAGAGCCUCGAAAUGAAAUCCUGACAUAAUCAACAUGGAAUCGCUAUAGCUAAUAUAUAUAGAAAACUGUCUGAAUAACAUUGGGUUAUCUUGAGGAAAGCACUACUGGUGGACUACUUUUAAGAAGCAUUUUGAAUGCCAAGCAUCUUUUUUUAUCCUUCCGGGCAUUGAAAAUGUUUAGGGUAAACUUAAGUCUUGAAUCAAAUACCUGAAAAUUGGUGGCACCUAAAUGACCUGCGAAUGAUAUGAAUAAAGGCAGAGCUAUGCCAGAGGCAGAGUUACGAUAUAAAUAAAGGCAGAAUUUAGGUAAAGACAUACACAGGAUGUCAUUGAUGAAUUAUUAAACACCUUUAUUCACUUGGAAGUAGAAUUUAAAAUUUCAUUUUUAAGAAUUGAUUUAGUGGGAGUUCUGAUGGUGAGCUUUGCAGCGUUUGAAACAAAAUUUUUUUCAUUCCUCAAAAUCAAAUCUGCUUGAGCUUGGCAUAAUAUGAACUGAAAUAUUGGAUCAAGCCAUCAAAUUGAAUUUUGCAUUUCACGAAAGUGGAUCAGGUAAAAAGGUCGUGGUUUUGAAUUGGGCUACAUUCGUCACUCCUAAUAUGCUUUAAAUGUAACUGUAGCGUGUUCAUAAAUUUAUCACUACCGUAAAUCCUCGAAUUGCCUCCCUCCCCCUCGAAAAAGCCCGCCUCGAAUAAGCCUCCACCCUAGAACUAAAAAUUGUCAAUAAGCCCCCACUGCUACCUUAAAUUCUCGAAGUAGAACCCCUUAAUUUGAUGCUUUUUUCCAUCUGGGGUUGCCUUUAGCGUUUUAUUGAAUUACCACAAUAAUUCAUACUUUUUAUAAUAACUAAUCAAAUGCUCAUAAAGAAAUUCCUACUAAAAUUAAAAAAGGUCUUUUGAUAAUGCCUGCUUAAUGUCAACAAUAAUUUUAUAUGGUCCCCCCCCCUUCGAAUAGGCCCCAAUCCAAAAAUAUCAAAAAUAAAUAGGCCACCAGGGGGGCAGAUUCAAGGAUUUACGGUAUCUUUGCAUUAGCAUUAAACCAUUUUCUUACUAGGCUUUACAGACAAAAUGCGGUACUCUAAAUUUUGCUAUAGGUGGUUGAGGGGAAUGUCGUAUUGCUUCUGAGUUCAAGCGUGUUGCUGUUCUCAUUUCUGCCUCAUUUUGUCUGCCUAACCAAUACGUUCUUUUACAAAAUAAGUUGGAAAAGGAAGGAAGAUGGAUGAAUAGUUGGAUGUAUCAGGAUGCCCGAACUAUGACGUAACCUAAUUCCAGGAGCUAUGACGUAACCUAAUUUCAGGAGCAGGGCCUUUGAAAGGGUAUUUGCAAUUUACCGACUGAGUGGAUGAGCCCUCCUUUUAGCAACGGAAUUUUUUUAAGAGGUGUCUUCCCCCCCCCCUCCCCCCCCAUAUUCAUAUCGUAGGCGCUGGUUGUCUAUGCAGCACGGUAGUUUGUGACUACGGCCAAAAUAGAGCGUUCAGUGAUCAGUGAAAUGUUCUACCUUCCUCCGGACAAUUUCAUCAAGCUUUGAAAAUCCUCCUUAGAAAAACAAUUAAAUUAAGGCGGGGUUUAUUUGGGCGUAGUACGUUAUUUCUUUUUGCUUUCAUUUGCCCUCAACCCUCUUACCGUUUUUGAGCUCUUCUCGGGGUUUUUUGU